Molecule: messenger RNA, 1259 nt
Organism: Caretta caretta (loggerhead turtle)
Lineage: Eukaryota; Metazoa; Chordata; Testudines; Cheloniidae
Gene: FUNDC1
Product: FUN14 domain containing 1
Biological process (GO): autophagy of mitochondrion
Cellular component (GO): mitochondrial outer membrane
Source: RefSeq, a predicted model, not a curated record
CCCCCGGGGCAGAGGUGGCGGUGACGCCACCCCGCACCCCUCCGGCCGGCGGCGAGGCCCGGCGCCGCUAUUCGUGGAGCGGUCUGCGUUGGCCUCGCGCUCAGCCGAGCGGAGCGGCGGGAGCAUAGAGCGCGGCGUCUAGCGGCGCAGAGCGGCGCCGCUCCGCUCCAGCCCCCCCUUAGCCCCCAGUAAACAGUCGCUAACAUGGCGGCUCGGAGGCCUCGCUCCGCCUCGGAGCACGACAGUGAUGAUGAUUCGUAUGAAGUAUUGGAUUUAACAGACUAUGCAAGGCGUCACCAUUGGUGGAAUCGUGUGUUUGGCCGAAAUUCUGGACCAAUUGUAGAAAAGUAUUCUGUAGCCACUCAGAUUGUAAUGGGCGGAGUGACUGGUUGGUGUGCAGGAUUUUUGUUCCAGAAAGUUGGAAAACUUGCAGCAACUGCAGUAGGUGGUGGAUUUCUUCUACUUCAGAUUGCCAGUCAUAGUGGGUAUGUGCAAGUUGACUGGAAGAGAGUUGAAAAAGAUGUAAACAAAGCAAAAAGGCAGAUAAAAAAACGUGCAAACAGGGCAGCACCUGAAAUCAGCACCCUCAUUGAAGAGUCAACAGAAUUUAUCAAACAGAAUAUAGUAGUAUCCAGUGGAUUUGUUGGAGGCUUUUUGUUAGGACUUGCAUCUUAAGGACCUGAAUUUGUCUUCCUGAUGGCAUCAACCACAACAAAGAACAGUAGUAGUGAUUAGUGCACUGUCUUAAAGCAAAGCAGUGUGGGUCACUGAUCACUCCAGAGCAAGGAGAAUGGACUAGCCAGACAAACUGGAAGCUUUUAUGUUUUAGGCUUUUGCCUUCUGACGCUUGGCAUAAGAUUUGCUGAAAAACUGCAGUGUGCUCAUAAUAGCAUUUUUUGGACAAAACUGGUUAAUUUUCAUCAUGACUUUUUUAUUCUGUGACCAUUCAGAAAAUAGCAUUUUCAAAAUGUAAUUUGUGGGAUAUCGCUAUGCUACGGUAAUGUAAGAAGGAAAGCUCCAUUUUCAAUCUGAAUGUUUUCCAGAUAAAUGUUGCUUUAUCUUUAUUUAAAAGGUAUUGUCCUUCAUGCUGUAGUAAAUAGUGCCAAUUACUAAUAAUGUAUACAAUAUGUAGCUUCAGCUGGAGGGCUGACAAUCUUCCUUAGAAAUCACUGCAAUAAUCUAUAAGCCUGUAAUAACUUUUUACAGAAGUAUUAAGUAACAAAGAAUCAUGAUCAUAUUAAAGGUGAAAAUCAAACCUU